Molecule: messenger RNA, 354 nt
Organism: Lindgomyces ingoldianus
Lineage: Eukaryota; Fungi; Ascomycota; Dothideomycetes; Pleosporales; Lindgomycetaceae
Exons: 2
Coding region: 1-354 (117 amino acids)
Source: RefSeq, a predicted model, not a curated record
AUGCUUUGUGCUACGCCGCAAUCGCCCGGCGGACCGAAGCCGUUCGGGAGAGACGGGAGCGGCGCGGCCCCCGAAGGGAUUGUCGUGGUGUAUGUAGAUGCGGAUGCGGCGUUUUUGGUGUUUGGUUGGUUGGUUGUACGCCUGAUUGGAAGGAGCUGGUGGAGAGUGAUUUGGGGGAGAGGUGGAGUGGUAGAGUGGUCGGAUGAUGGUAAGCUGAUGGAGGAUAAUGGCAGAGAGGCGGUUUCUGCGGAGGGUGGUUGGUCCGCUGGGUGGUUGUCACGGAGUAUCACGUUGUCUUUUGGGAAUGAGAUGGGAUGGAAGGAGGCGAGGAUGGACUGGGCCGAGGAACACUAA